GUUUAUCUUCUAUAUACAGGAAGCUUUAUGGUUUAUAUCAACCUUUCCGUGGGAAGUUUAGCUUGAUUAUCGCGUCGUUUUUUGACAUGUGAUGGCAAAGCGUACCGGGAUAAUAUUGACAAAUAAUUUUAGAAUUGACAAUAGAUUAUAGAUGAUAAUAAAAACAAACUUGCAACAAGAUCAGAUUAUGAGAGUCCAAUUGCUUUGUUGUUCAAUAUAGAUAUCAAGUAAUGUUUAUAUUUUUCAUUUGACUGCUCGAUAGCUGUAUAGGUUAUGUUAAUGAUCUCCGUGUUUUGUUCAAAUAUUUGUCUUCUAUAUUCUGCUAAAUAUUUACAAUGGUGUCAACACGAGGACCGAAAUUUAAAUUUUGUGAUGGAGAAAAAGUAUUAUGCUACGAACCAGAUCCAACAAAGGCAAAAGUAUUAUAUGACUCGAAGGUACUUGACGUUAUUGUAAAUAAAGAUCAAAGAGGAAGAAAAGCUGUAGAAUAUCUCAUACAUUUUCAAGGUUGGAAUUCAUCUUGGGAUCGUUGUGUGACAGAAGAAUAUGUGCUUAAAGAUACUGAAGAAAAUCGCCAACUUCAACGAGAUUUAGCACAAAAAGCACAGCUUCAACUUGGUGCUUAUUUAUAUCGCCGUGAACGAAAGAAAAGAAGUCAUAAAAUGUCAGAACGCUUAACUGAAACGGAACAUCAAGAAUCUCGUCGUAGAGCAAGAAGCGGUGGCAGUAGAGCUACGUCAGCUACUACUGGAUCUUCAGAAGAUGGCAGUUCAGGUCAGCAUGCUGAUUAUGAUACAGAGGAAGUAAAUACAGAAGAAGAGACAGAGAGUAGCUCUGAUUAUAUGGGUGAAACAAGUGACGAUGAAGACAGUGGCGGAGGUAGCCAAUCUGGAGCCAGUAAACCGGGCAUUGAUAUUGAAAUAGGUAGUACAUUGAAACGGAUUUUAGAACAGGAUGCAGACCUCAUAACAACUAGAAACAAGCUUGUGGUUCUUCCUGCACAACCUACUGUGAUAAAUAUUUUAGAAUCCUGGGUACAACAUUUUACUACAACUCAAUUGACAAAUAUUCCAGAAAAACCUCAACGGAAUAAAACAAAUAAUACAAUAGAAAAAACAGUGAAUGAAAUAAAUAUAUGCAGAGAAACUGCGGAUGGUUUACGCAUAUAUUUUGAUACCAUAUUACCUCAUCUUCUUCUGUAUGGACAAGAAAAAGAACAAUAUUGUUCCCUGAAAUCUUCUUUAUUAUGUAAUGAGCAAGCAAAUGUUGCAAGAGAAGAACCAAUUGAGAAUCUGGAAACAUCAAGAGAAGAAUUUGAAGAUGCAGAAUAUGCUCAUUUACCACCUUUUCAAGAACACGAUUCAGAGAUGGAUAAUACAACUAAACCAUCGAACAAUUCUAAGCGUAGAUUGCGAUCGUGUCGUGUAAGUUCAGUCGAGGAAAACCGGCAGUUAAGAUCAUAUGACGAAGGAAAGCAAGAUGGUGGUAAUUUAUCAAGUAGCAUAGCAAGUACAAGUUCCCGUUGUUCUAGCCCACGAGGUGUAACACUAAGAAUGCCGCCUGUUGUUACAUCUGCUCAAGUAACCGCUUUACUUCAGCAAUCGAAUGAAUGGAGAUUAAUGCCUCAAAGUUCAAAGCAAGGCGAACAUUUAACAAAUCCAUCUACUUAUUAUGGUGCCAUUCAUUUAACUAGAUUAUUUGUUAAGUUACCUGAAUUAUUAAAAUCCACAGAUAUGUCGAGUGAAAAAUUGAAAGUACUUUUAAAAUAUUUGGAUAUGUUUUUAAGCUAUCUAGAGAUGCAUAGGGAGUGGUUUGGAGAACAAUUUUAUAUGCAAGCAGAAAAUCGAGCAGUAUAACAAAUUAGUAAUGUUUAACAAUGGACAGUAUAUAUAACAAUACCUCCUUGAUUUAAGAUUAUUUAGAAUUUUAUUUGUGACAUUAUUUAUAAAUAUUUUUAUAUAACUGGAAAAUCAAUUCACAAAUAAUCUUUUUGUAGCAAUUGAUAUUUUUUAUGUCUAAACUUUUAUUAGCACAAAAUUGAUCAAUAUGCGUAAUAUCGAGAUUUUAUAAAUAAAUAAAGAUAUAAUAAUUAAA
Nylanderia fulva is the source of this 2094-nucleotide messenger RNA. RefSeq names its product male-specific lethal 3 (gene msl-3). Lineage: Eukaryota; Metazoa; Arthropoda; Insecta; Hymenoptera; Formicidae. The record is from RefSeq and is a predicted model, not a curated record. Gene Ontology annotation, biological process: regulation of DNA-templated transcription; chromatin organization. Gene Ontology annotation, cellular component: NuA4 histone acetyltransferase complex; nucleus; MSL complex.